AUGGCAGGCGACGACAACUUAUUACCGGCUUCAUCCUCAAGCAGAGUCGAGGAACCCCUCAGGAACACAUCAGAUACGCGGAGCAUAAUAGCACCACAGGAGUGCACUCAGAUAAAAUCUGAUGCUUUCUUCGACAUUCUGCCUCCAUCAGUUGCUGUCAACACGUUGGCAACAUCGCUGCCUAUUGAUCAACAACUUGUGUCCUCUACUGAGCCAGAGAAUGACCUGUUCUCGACCCCUUCUCAAGCUCAGCAUAAAACUAGACUCUCACCAACAGCCUCUGCGUUCAACCCAUAUGCGGGUAGCUCAAGGGCUUUGGAAGAGACUACUCCAAUUGCUGCUGCCCUUAGCGCCGAAUUAGGCUUGUCCAGAUGCUUGAGGUUAUCGUCAGAAGAGCCAAGCACGGCACAGGAUAUCAAACGCUGGCUGGACGAUCUUGAAUUACACGGCCAUAAGUUCCAUGGACGUAACAGUGUCACUGCUGACGCGAAUAAAGCAUACAUUCAUUUCAACGACAUCAGGGAUGCUUGCUCUACUUUGACAACCAUUCUGCUAUCCGUUCAACGCUGGAAGGUCGAAUACUGUCGAUCUUCUCCUAUGGAUCAGAAGAUUGUGGAUUCCUUUACUGGACAAAUACUGCUCGUUGCUACACCCGCGUCGUGUAACUCUAAUGUCGAUCAAACAGUUCGUAUAGCCCGCAAUUUCCUCCAUUCUUAUGGUCAGCUGUUCGCCUUUAUCAGGGUUUCGAAUUCAUCAACACGCUCUCUCAGGGCAAUAGCAGAAUUCUGUGACAUUGCCCACUGUAUGAAAAUACUUUCGAACUGCACUCAUGUGACAACUCCCGAGGGGGUUCGCUUGGUAAUCUCGCCAUAUGGAUUCUGCCAGGAUUUUGCCAACAGAACACCUAUAUCGGACACAUAUCAUAGCGUGAGGAGAAACACUCUGGGUUAUCCGCAAUCAGACGUUUUCUCCGCCAUUUCGUCUACCACCACUUCCGAGGAACGUGUCAAGCAACCACUAACAAUGUAUCCGCUGAUGUUUCAAUCACCACUCCUUGCCAAUAAUGCCACGCGGAUCACAAGAUCUGCACACUUAAGUCUCACUAAUAACCACAAUUUCGUUGAUGUUAUGCGCAUUCGUGAGGGAAUCGACGUUAGGACAACAAUUAUGCUCCGAAAUAUUCCGAAUAAGGUCGAUCAGUCUAUGUUGAAAAGUAUUAUAGACGAGUCAAGCUGGGGCAAAUAUGACUUCAUGUAUUUGCGUAUCGACUUCGCGAACGAUUGCAAUGUGGGCUAUGCAUUCAUCAAUUUUGUGGAUCCAUUAGACAUUAUCUAUUUUGUAGAGACCAGAGCCAAUCAGAGAUGGAACUGCUUCAAAAGUGAUAAGGUUGCCGAGAUAUCGUACGCAACUAUUCAAGGUAAAGAUUGCUUGGUGCAAAAGUUCAGGAACAGUUCUGUGAUGCUCGAAGCGCCGCACUACCGUCCAAAGCUCUAUUAUACUAGCAAUGGGCCGAGGCCUGGCCUGGCAGGGCAAGAAGAACCAUUUCCUGACCCGGAUAAUCAAUCAAAGAUGAAGAGGAGUUGCGAGAAUGCGGAGCAUGUCGGACUGUUCACGCCAAACGCGGGACAACAUUAUCGAGAUGAACAGCGUCGCAGGCGAUCUCAAUACGAUCGUGGGACGCGACUUGCAGCCCUGGAAGAGUACGACUAUGAUGCUGGAGUGCAGACUUUGUACAAUUCACCGCUAUAA
Messenger RNA from Ustilaginoidea virens, 1749 nucleotides. RefSeq lists its product as uncharacterized. Gene Ontology annotation, molecular function: RNA binding. The transcript is spliced from 13 exons. Bases 1 to 1749 code for a protein of 582 amino acids. Lineage: Eukaryota; Fungi; Ascomycota; Sordariomycetes; Hypocreales; Clavicipitaceae. The record is from RefSeq and is a predicted model, not a curated record.